UUUGUUGGUUAUGUUAAUGUUUGUUUAUUAUUGAUUAUUUGAGCUAACGUUUUAAGUUGAAAUAUUGAAUUUUCUGUAAACAUUAACAGCAAAGCACUCCGUUCAACUAAUCAGCAAUCUAAACUGUUUUUUAUAUUAAAAAAUUAGUUUCCAUUGUCUAAAGGAUCAUUGAAUAUUGGACAUAAAGCAACUGUUACAAAAUCCUAUAGUAUUACAACAUCUCUGGACAGUCUUAGAACAAUGUCUGCCACUAAUAACGACCUGGACGCCCAUCUAAUUAAAUGCAUUGGCCUGUUGCAUGAAAGCAGGACCCUUAAAAAAGGCGACCCAGUGCCAUUACAAUACAUCCUUGAAGAGGCGAUUUUCCAAAAAACCGGCGUCGUUAAGGACUAUACGGAUUUCUUCCAGAGCCAGUUGCCUUCGAGGGAGUCUGAAGAACCAGUGGUUCCUGUCACUAUUUAUGAUGAUAAAACAAAUGACUCUGAUAAUGAUUUGGAGCUUGACUUAUUCAAAGAUGAUCUCAGCUGUGUCAUUUGUAAUAAAAUGGACGUAGGGGCAAGGAAUCGAUUACUGGAAUGCAGCGAUUGUCAUGCUCUCUAUCACCAGGAGUGUCAUAAGCCAGCUGUAAUUGAAGAGGAUGUUAUGGACACUUGGACUUGUUCCAACUGUAAAAGCUCCAAGAAGUUGAAAAGCUCAGAAAAGGACCAUGGAUCAACAAAAAGUGCCAAGUCAGACAGUCACAGGCACGGAAGCAGCUCAUCAUCUUCUCAUAAAUCCUCCAGUGAUAAAUACAAGUCUAGCACUAAAAGUUCUAGUGGUAGCUCAAAGUCGAGCACCUCUUCCCCAAGCCAUUCUUCACGGUCGGAUGAAAAAAAAUCAAAGAGCAGCAGGAGUUCCUCCUCAAAGCACCAUUCGUCAGAGAAGCGUAAGCAUGACUGACACGAACCUGAUCAAAAAAAGAUCAAAUUGAAACUCAAGUUCUCGGACAUUGAUGUUGUUAAGGAAAUCAAUGUUGAUGUUCCCAGUUUUACUAAGGAUUAUGAUGAAGAUUAAUACAGUUUUUUAAUAGUCAUGGAUAAUAUAUAAGAUAGAAUAAAAUGGUUUUUGUUU
Molecule: messenger RNA, 1110 nt
Organism: Anthonomus grandis grandis
Lineage: Eukaryota; Metazoa; Arthropoda; Insecta; Coleoptera; Curculionidae
Product: integrator complex subunit 12-like
Exons: 6
Coding region: 241-939 (232 amino acids)
Source: RefSeq, a predicted model, not a curated record